CAGAAACAGUGAACUUGAGUUUUUCGUUUUACCUUGAUCUCUCUCUGACAAAGAAAUCCAGAUGAUGCGAGACCUGAUGAAGACAAUACAUGGAAAAUGACAGUCUUGGAAAUAACUUUGGCUGUCAUCCUGACUCUACUGGGACUUGCCAUCCUGGCUAUUUUGUUAACAAGAUGGGCACGACGUAAGCAAAGUGAAAUGUAUAUCUCCAGAUACAGUUCAGAACAAAGUGCUAGACUUCUGGACUAUGAGGAUGGUAGAGAUUUUUCUUCUCAGAGAUCUAAAAGAGGAAGAGGAUCCCGACAUGCAUAUUCAACACAAAGUGACACUUCAUAUGAUAACCGAGAGAGAUCCAAAAGAGAUUACACACCAUCAACCAACUCUCUAGUGUCUAUGGCAUCUAAGUUCUCCCUGGGACAAACAGAACUCAUUCUUCUUUUGAUGUGUUUUAUUUUAGCACUGUCUCGAUCAAGUAUUGGUAGUAUAAAAUGUUUACAAACAACUGAAGAACCUCCUUCCAGAACUGCAGGAGCCAUGAUGCAAUUCACAGCCCCUAUUCCCGGAGCUACAGGACCUAUCAAGCUCUCUCAAAAAACCAUUGUGCAAACUCUAGGACCUAUUGUACAAUAUCCUGGAUCCAAUGCUGGUCCACCUUCAGCACCCCGCGGUCCACCCAUGGCACCCAUAAUAAUUUCACAGAGAACCGCAAGUCAGCUGGCAGCACCUAUAAUAAUUUCGCAGAGAACUGCAAGACAAAGACAUUGGUAUUUGAGUGAAGAGAAAUGGAACUGUCAACAAAGAAUUAUAAGAAUACCUCAAGUUCACACUAUGGACAGUUCUGGAAAAAUCACACUGACUCCUGUGGUUAUAUUAACAGGUUACAUGGAUGAAGAACUUGCAAAAAAAUCUUGUUCCAAAAUCCAGAUUCUAAAAUGUGGAGGCACUGCAAGGUCUCAGAAUAGCCGAGAAGAAAACAAGGAAGCACUAAAGAAUGACAUCAUAUUUACGAAUUCUGUAGAAUCCUUGAAAUCAGCACACAUAAAGGAGCCAGAAAGAGAAGGAAAAGGCACUGAUUUAGAGAAAGACAAAAUAGGAAUGGAGGUCAAGGUAGACAGUGACGCUGGAAUACCAAAAAGACAGGAAACCCAACUAAAAAUCAGUGAGAUGAGUAUACCACAAGGACAGGGAGCCCAAAUAAAGAAAAGUGUGUCAGAUGUACCAAGAGGACAGGAGUCCCAAGUAAAGAAGAGUGAGUCAGGUGUCCCAAAAGGACAAGAAGCCCAAGUAACGAAGAGUGGGUUGGUUGUACUGAAAGGACAGGAAGCCCAGGUAGAGAAGAGUGAGAUGGGUGUGCCAAGAAGACAGGAAUCCCAAGUAAAGAAGAGUCAGUCUGGUGUCUCAAAGGGACAGGAAGCCCAGGUAAAGAAGAGGGAGUCAGUUGUACUGAAAGGACAGGAAGCCCAGGUAGAGAAGAGUGAGUUGAAGGUACCAAAAGGACAAGAAGGCCAAGUAGAGAAGACUGAGGCAGAUGUGCCAAAGGAACAAGAGGUCCAAGAAAAGAAGAGUGAGGCAGGUGUACUGAAAGGACCAGAAUCCCAAGUAAAGAACACUGAGGUGAGUGUACCAGAAACACUGGAAUCCCAAGUAAAGAAGAGUGAGUCAGGUGUACUAAAAGGACAGGAAGCCCAAGAAAAGAAGGAGAGUUUUGAGGAUAAAGGAAAUAAUGAUAAAGAAAAGGAGAGAGAUGCAGAGAAAGAUCCAAAUAAAAAAGAAAAAGGUGACAAAAACACAAAAGGUGACAAAGGAAAGGACAAAGUUAAAGGAAAGAGAGAAUCAGAAAUCAAUGGUGAAAAAUCAAAAGGCUCGAAAAGGGCGAAGGCAAAUACAGGAAGGAAGUACAACAAAAAAGUGGAAGAGUAAGGAUAAAUUUUUUAAAGGCCCAUAAGACAAGUGAUUAUUAUGAUUCCCAUACUCCAGAUACAAACCAUAUCCCAGCCAUUGCCUAAACAGAUUACAAUUAUAAAAUCCCUUUCAUCUUCAUAUCACAGUUUCUGCUCUUCAGAAGUUUCACCCUUUUUAAUCUCUCAGCCACAAACCUCAGUUUCCAAAUAUUUGUUUUAUAAGUUAAGACGUAUAUGAUUCCGUCAAGAAAGACUGGAUACUUUCUGAAGUAAAACAUUUUAAUUAAAGAAAUAUAUAGUAAU
Molecule: messenger RNA, 2204 nt
Organism: Homo sapiens (human)
Lineage: Eukaryota; Metazoa; Chordata; Mammalia; Primates; Hominidae
Gene: TSBP1
Product: testis expressed basic protein 1
Exons: 27
Coding region: 97-1920 (607 amino acids)
Cellular component (GO): membrane
Source: RefSeq, a predicted model, not a curated record